CCGAACACUGCAAAAACACCAGGCAAUGUCAAACAAAACCCAGGUUGUCCGACAAAACACACUUCGAAAAAAUUAUUAAAAUAAAAAAAAUCGAUUAAAAUCUCCGCAGUUAUUUAAUAAUCGUAAAAAUGAGGAUUAACACAACGGUUUGGCACUAGUUUGUUGUUGUGGAUUAGACCAACUGACAGAAAAAAGGAGAUAUAACGUAACAAACCGCCGCAUGCUAACGGUUAUAACGGUUAUAAACGUUAGCUUGACUGUUUUAAUUCAACUCCGGACCGACCGCGCUUCGUAUUAAAAUCAUAUUCCUGUCAGCUAUUUCACAGAAGUAGUCAACAACAACACUAACGUUAGCUCUACGGCGGCGGAGUCCCCAUUUGUUUGUGUUCAAAUAUGAGCCGACAUGUUUGAAUGUGCGAGCGACCGCUAAACAACUGCGACCAAAUGGUGUUUUUAUUAGCAUUUAGUAGCAGUUAAGAGGAUAUGUGUCUGUCUAAUGUUUGCCAUUUGGGUAAAUGCAAUCGGCAGAUUCCAUACAAAAAUGAUUAAGAGGAUUUAGCAACACAAACCUGUUCCCUAAGCCUGUUUCACUCGAAUUUGUGUACGUGAACGUUGCUUUUCGUUUAAAAACGUUUAACUUUAAUUUAAGGCAGUAGCGUCGUUAAAUGGCCAGCAGAGAGAGAAAUAAGUUUGAAACGAAAGUGCGGCUAGCAUCGGAGGUGGGCAAGCCUAGCGGUGUAUUGUGGGAGAGACAGGAGCUACAGACCAGAGGCACACAAUAUGUGUUGGCUCUCGCCGAAAAGGAGGCAGUAUUCUUCAAGCUAAAUCAUGUAAUGUAAGCGGCGAAAGGAAAGCGAUUCCGUCUUUUCGUCAAUUAAAGGAAAAAAAAUCACUCGAUCGGAUGAACCAUGUCCAAGCCAGGGGAGAGGAACAGAUUGAACGAAGACCAUGGCAGAAAGCAGAGUUCAAGUUUGGCGAACGGCAUGGACAGUCAUCCCGGCUGCGGCUCGGCGGAGAAGCGGAGUCACCACUGGAGAAGUUACAAGUUGAUCAUCGACCCGGCGCUGAGGAAGGGGUCGCACAAACUGUACCGCUACGAUGGACAGACUUUCAGCAUGCCUAACCCCGGGAUGCCACCGGUGGACAUGCUCCGGGACCCGAGGAUCGGCCGUCUCUGGACUAAGUACAAAGAGACGGACCUGCCGGUGCCCAAAUUUAAGAUCGAUGAGUGUUAUAUCGGCCCCGUGCCUCCAAAGGAGGUGACAUUCGCCAGGCUGAACGACAACAUCAGGGAAGGAUUUCUUACCGACAUGUGCAAGAAAUAUGGAGAAAUCGAGGAGGUGGAGAUCCUUUAUAAUCCGAAGAACAAGAAGCACCUGGGAAUUGCCAAGGUUGUUUUUGAGACCGUAAAAGCCGCCAAGGUGGCCGUACAGUCGCUCCACAACACGUCUGUUAUGGGAAACAUCAUCCACGUGGAGCUGGACCCGAAAGGUGAGAAUCGCCUCCGAUACUUCCAGCUCCUGAUGAAUGGCAGCUACACUCCACGGACUCUGCCUGUUGGUGGAGAGGAAGCCAGAGAAGUUUCUCCUCGUAGCCUGGCAGAAGCCUUACUGGCCUGUGAGCCCAUCCGCAGGUUGUCGGAGAGCAGCGUGUCUGCUGUUGGAGGGACAUUGCCGCCCAGCAGCUCCACCACUCCACUGUCCUUGGAGACGGGUUACUCCAGCCUAAGGCAGGACACACCCCAGUCCCAGGGAACCCCACAUACCCCGCGCCAGACAGGUACGCCCUUCUCUCAAGACUCCAACUACUCCAGUCGGCAGUCCACGCCUGCGUACCAGUCCAGCCGGCCCGAGAGCUCCGGAGGUUACAAAUCCCGGAGACACGAGAGUAAGUUCCAGGAUGCGUACAAUCGCAGACCGGAGAGGCCUCAGUACCGCAGCAACAUGUAUCGAAGUACGACGUCUGAGCAAGCUCCCUUCAAACAGCACCAACUCACCCCACCUGAGCCUCCACCUUCCACCCCUUCCUUCACCUACACAGCACCUCCCCCUGCUACACCUAACUUCAAGUCCGCCUUCUCGCCCUACCAGGCUCCUUUGCCCCCCGCUUUCCCCCCAUCAGAGCCAGCUUUCAAUCACCCAGCCCAAAGGGAGGGUGAGUACCUCCGACCCCCGCAGCCGCCUCUGGCAGCUGCCACGGACUUUUUGCCCGUCAAGGAGCGACCGGAAACUCCUCCGAUCCCCGAGCCCCCACCGGAGCCCGUGCCCCAUCCAACCACCCCUCCUCCUCAAACGCCAGAGCACUGCCCAUCACCUGGCUCCCCCACGCUGGAUCCAGAGCGCAAUAGCCUGGAUUCUCGCAUUGAGAUGCUCCUCAAGGAGAAAAGGACAAAACUGCCUUUCUUGGCGGAGCGAGACUCGGACACUGAGGUGCGAAUGGAGGGGAGUCCCAUCUCCUCCUCGUCCUCUCAGCUAUCCCCAAUUCCCCCUUACACGUCUGGCUCUCAAGGCGGCCAGCAAAAUUCCCGUCCCUCUAGCACAGGCUUGGAGGAUAUCAGUCCGACCCCACUGCCAGACUCGGAAGAUGAAGAGCCGAUUCCCGGAACUGCCUCCCUGAUCAAGAGAAUCAGAUCUCCGGUCCACGAGAAGAUGGGCAACAGUGACCUCAAAGACGGACAUUAUCGAGGCCACACUCCCACUGAUAAAAUGGAGACAGCUCAUCAGUCGUCAGGAGAAGACAUGGAAAUCUCCGACGAUGAGAUGCCCGGGACUCCGAUCACCAGCGGGGACUGCGGCAAAGGCAUCGUUGUAAACUCUGCGGUGUCCCCGAUGCAGACCAUUCCCAUGCCUCCUCCCGGCUUCCCCCCUCUACCGCACCAGGCCAGCUUCUCCAUCCCACAUCACCACCUGCCCCCUCACUCUGCCGUCCCAGGACAUCCUGCUCACCUGGCCGGCCAUCCUGGAGUGCCUCACCACAUGCUGCCACCCAUGGGUCCUUACCCUCCUAGCAUGAUGCCGCUGGUGCAAAUGGAGCUGAUGAACUGCUUGCGGUGGGAACAGUGGAGCACGGUUCCCAUGUCCUUCCAGAUGCAGCAGCAGAUGCUGAGUCGCAUGGCACAGACCAGAGGGCCCUAUCCUUAUCCGCAUUUCGUGGAUAGUGGUGCAUCUGGGCCAUUUGCAGGACCCUACGCACCUCUGUCUAUGGGUGCUACACCUGCUGGUGGUGCAGGGGCGCCCGGGCAGCAGUGGCAACAUCCCAGUGUGCCGAAGUUUAACCCUACUGUUCCUCCUCCUGGAUAUGAGACCAAAAAGGAGGAUCCCCACAAGGCCACUGUUGACGGAGUGCUGCUGGUCAUUGUCAAAGAGCUGAAGGCCAUCAUGAAGAGGGACCUCAACCGGAAAAUGGUGGAGGUGGUGGCUUUUAGAGCCUUUGAUGACUGGUGGGAUAAAAAGGAACGCUCAGCAAAGGCGUCUUUGACUCCGGUGAAGGGUGCGGAGGGGAAGGAGGAGGAAAGACCCAAACCCAAAGAGACGAUGGGUUCAAGUCUGCUGGAGAACUGGAACAAGGGCGAGGGACUGGGCUACGAGGCAAUGGGCCUGGGAAUCAGUUUGAGAGGAGCCAUCCGAUUGCCCUCCUUCAAGGUGAAGAGGAAGGACCCACCUGAGGCCGCAGCCGCAGGGGACAACAAACGAGCCCGGCCCUCCACUCCAGUGGAUGACGAGCUGGAGGAUGAAGACCGGGACCGAGACCCAGCUGAGCUCCCCUCGGACGACUCCAAAAUGGACGGCGACGGUGCAUCAGCAAAGCGUAGACACUCACGGCCACUUGAGCUGGACAGCGAAGGAGAGGAGGAGGUGGACACGUCGGGGAAGGAGGAAGAGUCGCUCACCGACAGGGAGGAGGAACCUGAUGAAACGGCAGCUGCGGACGGGAUGUCGACAGGAAAAAGCGACGAUGAGGAGGGUGAUGAUGAAGAUGAGGGAGACUCAUCCAGUGAGAGUGCGUCCUCAGAUUCGUCUGAUGAAGAAGGCGAGAGCUCAGACUCCUCCAAGGCCAGCUCCGACUCCUCGGCGGAAAGCGACGACUCCUCGGAGUACGAGUUAAGCACGGAAGAGGAGGACGAAGAGGGGGCAGCGAGAGUAGACAUGGAGGAUGAUGGCAAAGUGGCCAAGACUUCCUCAUCCUCUUCGUCCUCCACAUCAUCAUCUUCCGAUGAAGAGGACGGGGAGGCUGAUACCAGGCCACCAAGCCCGCCUGCAGGCCCGGUUCCAGAGGAUAAAGAGGACCACAGGAGCAGAGAGGAGCUGAGCAGCAAGCACAGACGCAGACCUCCGAGCCCUGAGGAAGCGGAGAUGGAGGACCUGAAACCGCCAUCGCCUAAAGGCAUCCCAGUCAUAGAGCGAGACAUCAGCGUUGAUGGCAACAUUCCUGUAGUGAAGUCCGAACCUCUGGAGCAUGUAGCGAACCUUCGGCCACCCACUCCAACGGGCGCCCUGCCUGACAGUGACCAGGAGACAAAAACCAAAGGUAAAGCCGAGCCUGAGGAAGUAGCCUGCACCCCUGCCCGAUUAGCCCCACCCCACAUAGAUUCAAACACACCUGUCCCCAAAUCCGCCUCUGCAUCUGUAAUGCACCUCCCUCUCCCGCCUCAACUGGCAGUAGAAGGUCGCUCCCUCCUUCAUCCACCCCCAGGUCCUCUACCUGACCUCCCUCAGCGACCCCGACUCCCCACAGAUGAGGAUAUCCCUCGCACGCCGGGCAGGGACCUGAUGGAGCGCGCCCGGAGUCUGGGCAAGUCCCAGAGUACGGACACGGUGCCCAUCACACCCGGCAGCGAUGCCCCGCUGACGGGCAGCAGCCUGUUGCUUAGCUCCCCUCACAUCCCUGGUAGUCCAUUUUCCUACCCUGCACAAUCUCCUGUCCUUAGUGCGGGUGUCCCCCGCACUCCAGGUAGAGACUUAACAUUCACCCCUGUCUUCCCCGACCCCACAGCACUGCCUCUUCACAGGAAAAUAUCCUCCGAGAGCCUGGACGACAGACCACUUUUUAAGGAGCCGCCCAUCAGCGCCUUGCCAAACCAGGCCCUGUCAUCCGGCACAGAGCUUUCAGCCAGUGUCCCCGAAGACCUGCCCGCUGGCCUCACUGUGGACGUCCCUGUGCCGUCUGACACUGCCCCAUCAAAGAGGAAACCCGGACGACCCAAAGGCAAAAAGACUCUGGCUGUCUCAGCAGCUGAUGAGUCUUUGGAUCUCUCAUCUGAGCCCUCCACUCUGCCUGAUGACGCACACCAUCUAUCCAUGCAAAUGAAGUCCCCCGACCACCCGAGCCUGGACUUCCGGGAAAGAGAGGUGGAGCCUCAGACAAUCCUGCCCACCUCAGAUGGCUUCCUGUCCUAUGAGGAUGAGGCACCUGUGGCCGUAAAGCCUGCUCGGAGGGCACGGCGAGGCUGGGAGGAGCUGCUGCUGGACAGCCUGUCCCCCGUCCCCACGCCUCACCGGCCCUACUUCACCCCACGCUCCGAGUUCGAGGAGAUGACCAUCCUUUAUGACAUCUGGGACGAAGGCAUAGAUGAUGAGGACAUUCGGCUUCUGCAGAUCACUUACGACAAGAUGCUUCAGCAGGAUAACGGCAACGACUGGCUCAACGACACGCUCUGGGUCAACCAUCCUUCUACCAACAACCCGAGAGUGAAGAAAAAGAGGAGAGACGACGGCAUGAGGGAUCACAUGACUGGCUGUGCCAGAAGCGAGGGAUACUACAAGAUCGACAAGAAGGACAAGAUCAAGUACCUUCAGAGCACACGGCUGCAGUCGGAGGAGCCGCCUGUCGACACACAGGGUAUGAGUAUUCCUGCACAGGUCCACGCCUCUACCAGAGCGGGCUCGGAGCGGCGGUCGGAGCAGAGGCGUUUGCUGUCCUCUUUCGCAUGUGACAGCGACCUGUUGAAGUUCAACCAGCUGAAGUUCCGUAAGAAGAAGAUCAGGUUCUGCAAGUCGCACAUCCACGACUGGGGUCUGUUUGCUAUGGAGCCCAUUGCUGCUGAUGAAAUGGUCAUCGAGUACGUGGGACAGAACAUCAGACAGGUGAUUGCGGACAUGCGGGAGAAACGCUACGAAGAGGAAGGUAUCGGCAGCAGCUACAUGUUCCGCGUUGACCACGACACCAUCAUAGACGCCACGAAGUGUGGCAACUUCGCCCGUUUCAUCAACCACAGCUGCAAUCCCAACUGUUAUGCAAAGGUCAUCACAGUGGAGUCUCAGAAGAAGAUCGUGAUCUACUCCAGGCAGCCCAUUAACGUCAACGAGGAGAUCACGUACGACUACAAGUUCCCGAUAGAGGACGAGAAGAUCCCCUGUUUGUGUGGGGCGGAGAACUGUAGGGGAACGCUCAAUUAACGUCGGCAUCCGGUCAAGGUCAGAAGAAACUCCUCCGGGGGUGUAAAAGCCCCCCGAAAGCCCUAAACUUUAUUCGAGUUUCCCAGACAUGCACACGUUGAGACUCCCCAAUGAUGAGGAGGAAGGCGUUACAUUUGGGAGCGAGGAGAGGAAGAGUUCAGCCACCUUCACUGCACUCUUCGCAUAUUUAACUCUAGAUUGUUUACGAUUUAUGGUGCUCUUGAAAUGAAAAAAAAAAAAAAGCAUAGUUUUUUAUGUCUGCCAGUGACCCAGAAUUUACAAAACACUUGACUCGCUGGUGCAGCGUUACCUCCCCUCCUCUCCCCCGUUGGACAGUAUUUCAGCAUGGUUCCUCCCAACACCCGGUCCUGGUUUGUACAGUUUUUUUUUUUUUUUUUCCUUUCUCAUUUGUCUCAUAAGCUUUACGUAAACCACACGUGGUACAAAAAACAAAAAAACACACAACACAAACUCACAUGUUCAGCUGCUUACUAACACUGUUGAGACGCACAAGAUCACCAGGGAAAACGCCUCUCUGCGGGAGACUUUUUUCCAUCCAGCAGACGGGGAGGACGGCGGAGCGUCGCGGCCCGCCACGGACCGAAAAAAAACAAACAAAAAACCCCGCUUUCUCGCUCCUACCUCCUCCUGCACCUUGGAAGUAAAUCAAACUGAUUUAAAAAGAAAAAAA
This is a messenger RNA of Thunnus maccoyii (southern bluefin tuna), 7086 nucleotides long. RefSeq names its product SET domain containing 1B, histone lysine methyltransferase a (gene setd1ba). Gene Ontology annotation, molecular function: RNA binding; histone H3K4 methyltransferase activity; protein binding. The record is from RefSeq and is a predicted model, not a curated record. NCBI's taxonomy places the organism in Eukaryota, Metazoa, Chordata, Actinopteri, Scombriformes, Scombridae. Bases 909 to 6395 code for a protein of 1828 amino acids. Gene Ontology annotation, cellular component: Set1C/COMPASS complex. The transcript has 18 exons.